AUGGUCGGCCCCCUCCGGGUGUGGGUGGGCGCAUAGACGUGUGUGUGUGUGUGUGUGCAUGUGUGUGUGUUCAGGUGUGAGCAUUGGCCUUGGAGCUGGCUUCAGAGAGAGUCUGGCAGGCGAAGCGCACGUCAGAGCUCUUCUGAGGGGGCCCUGACCGCUGACCAUGGGGCCAACGCACUGAGGGCCCCUCGGAUGAAAAAUAUAAAACAAAAAACAAAGAGGAGCAAAAAAAGAAGCAAGAAAAAGAAGAGAAGCUGAAGAAGACAGAUAGAGAGAGCAGAAACAAUGGUUGUGGAGGAAGUGAUAAUUACGCUGUCCGGUGGAGCGCCGUGGGGCUUUCGUCUCCAGGGAGGCGCGGAACAUCAGAAAGCGCUGCAGGUGGCGAAGGUGCGUAAACGCAGCAAGGCAUGCAGGGCUGGUCUUCGGGAGGCCGAUGAACUGGUGUUCAUCAACGAACAGCCAUGCGGGACGCUAUCCCAUGCCCAGGCCAUGGACCUCAUCGACGGCUCCCCGGGGUUAUUACACAUCCGGGUCAGAAGGGUGCCUGCUGGUUUCCAGUCCGUGGUGCUUGUGACCCGCCCCCCAUCUCCCCGUAUAGACAAAGAAUACCGCGCCGCUCUGCGUGCCAUGUCCCCCAACCACGCACCCAUCCGCGAAAUCCACCGUAGCCAAUCCUCCGCAACCAGUGGAUUAACAUCUCCGCCUGGAAGUGAGGCUUACUACGGCGAAACUGACAGCGACGCGGAUGUGGCGGGCUACGAGAGGCAGCGUCGGCAGAAACGCCGCAGCCCCAGCAACCCGACCCCGGGGAAACCAGCAGGCCGAGUCUCACCUGAGGGCGGAGAGACAUCAGAGAUGAGUGGCUAUGACAGUGCUCCAGACGCGCAUCUUUACCCCAGUUUGUUGGAUGGAGACGGGGGUCUACCAGGGGUGGCACGCAGGGAGGUGGUUUACCAGCCUCCGGGUCCAGGAAUGUGGUCCUCCCAGACAUCCACUGAGACAUCCUCCAUCAUCUCCUCAGCAGAUGACCAGGGGCUACGCGAUGGAGGGCAAGAGGAGGAUAUUGGCUUUCUUGAGCCGUCCAAGGUGCCACUGGUGUCCCCUGAGAGGGCAAAGGAGGCCCUCAAGCUAAGCUCCCGCAGCCAGCUUGUACCCAUGGUGGGUCCGUUGAGUAAACCCAUCGAUGAGGAGCUUUCAACAACCUACAUGGAAAAGGCCAUACAAGCCAAACUGAACCGAGGGGAUACGGUGCAAGACAAGAACGUAAAAGAGGCCAAAAGCAAGUGUCGGACAAUUGCAUCGCUACUGACUGAUGCUCCCAACCCUCACUCCAAAGGGGUGCUGAUGUUCAAGAAGAGGCGGCAGCGCUCCAAGAAGUACACUCUCACCAGUUUUGGUAGUGUGGAUGAGGGUAGGUGUCAGGACUCCCAAGAGGAGGAUGGGGUAUUCCCUGGCAGCGAAUCAGAGUUUGACGAGGAUGGCUUCUCUUCUGUUCCUGAUGCAACUUGGGAUAGUGACUACUUGGAGAGGCUUGAGAAGAGGGCAACUGCAGGCAAUGAAGGUCGUGGGGAUGGGGCAGAGGAUGCUCCAAGCCCAGGGUUGAGUAACACCACAGGCAAGGGAGCCCAGUUGUUUGAGCAGCAGAGAAAGAGGGCUGCUGAGCAUGCCAAGAAAGUUGAGGGGGCACAACCACAGGCUCAAGUCCAGGCCCAAAUGUACCAGUUGCAUCCAGAGUGGCAGCCAAACCCACAGCCUCAGCAGAUGAUACCACCUCAGCAAGAGCUGUCUCAGGCUCCAGUUACAGCCUAUGGAAUGUCUAACGGGGAUCUAUCCUACUCUGCAGUUAGUAGUAGCAUGAUGAUGUCAACUCCACCUGUGGCGCCCAAACCAGCUACGUCCUCAGUCACUGUUCUGACCCGACCUGCACCACCAGCUGAAACACCAAGACCUGAACCACCUGCUAGUAAUGUUCUCAACAGAACGGCACGUCCUUUCACUCCUGGAUUCAUCAGCGUUCGAGCUGCAACGGCGCCUGUGAUGUUCAAACCUUCUGUCACAAAGAUGAGCCAGCGCCCUGCCUCAGCAGCCGUUGUGCCAGCACACUUCUUCACUGCCUCUGAACUAGCCAUGAAUGCUCCAUCAGUAACAUCACAGCUAACCCCUAGUCCUGCGUCAGUGUCCGCCAUCCCAUUUUUUGUACCUCAAGGUCCCUUUGCCCAGACUCCAGAGGAUACCUUUUACUCUCCAGCUGUCUCUACCUCUGUAGAGAAAAUGCAGUCAUUUCCACAAAUGACUGCCGCUUAUCAGCCUCCAUUUGUAGCUGCGCCCCCAGUGUCUGUGGCUCCACCAGCACAACCAGCUUUUGCUGUAUCUCAAAUGUAUGGUUCACCUGAACAGUUUGCCCCAGCGCCUCCAUUUCAAGUGCCAUUUGCUCAGUCACACCCACCUCAAUUUUUCAUGGCACCUGUAGCUACAGUGUCAGUAGUCUCUCAGCCAGAAGCAGUAGCCCCAACCCCUGUUCCUGGUCCAACAGGUCGCACAGGAAUCUUAAAUGAUGCUCGCAGACGAGGUGGCAAACCCAAACCUAUGUUCACCGUGCCGGAGGUCAAGAAGAACUCCCCAAAUCCAGACUUAUUGUGUAUGGUGCAGAAUCUGGAUGACAGGUCCACUCGACACAAAUAUGGCCAACAACCAUGUGAAGAUAUUUACAAUGACGAAGAGGAGGAGAGGAGUUUUGAGGCGGGCAUGGGAAGGGCACCUCCUCCAGUGGCACCCAAGCCUCGGGUCAUCCACGAGACCCCACAGUUUCUUCAAGCAGGGGGUAAGGGGGCCCAGCUGUUUGCCCGCAGACAGAGUCGAAUGGGUAUGUAUGUAGUGGACACCCCACUCGAGACCCCUUACCAGCAGGAGGUGGCCUUACACGGUGGAGCCCCAGUGUUUGACUCCGCCCCCAAUCCUUCAUUGCCCUAUCAGUGGAAAUACUCCCCAAAUGUCCGUGCUCCUCCACCCAUUGGGUACAAUCCACUCCUGGUCCCAUCUAUCCCGACUGGGCCUCAGAGGAAUACAGGGAAGCCAGACAGCAGGGGUAGAGGAGUCUCCCAAAAAGAGGGCAUUCAAGUCCUGGAUUUCAUGAGAAGACAGCCCUACCAGCUCAACUCUGCCAUGUUCAACUAUGGAGGCAGUGUUGCUAACCUAUCAGCCGUGCCCUCUCACCAGGCCCAGAGGCAGCAUGGUGACUACAGGAUGGUGGGCAGCUCAUUAAGCUCACCGAAGCAGAUCCCCAUCAAAACAACCCGUGUCCUUGAGGUCAAGCGAUUCUCCACACCCACACCCAUGUCAGCUCCUACUCUGGCGACCAAGGUUAUUGCACCCCGCUCGGCAACUACGCUCGGAGAACGUUUAUAUGAUUCUGGAACGGUCUCCCCACCUUUUACUCAAUUCGCUCCGACCCCAGCCCCUUUCUUGAAACCAGUACCAAUCAGUGCCCUGAAGCCAGCUGUACCUCCCGCCCAACCAGCUUGGCUGCCCGGACUCCCACAAUUCUCUGCCACCCCGAUUCCACACCCUGUGCCCUAUGCAGUCCCUACACCUUACACUCCAGUAUCAUACACCAGUGGGCUCCAGGGAGCCAAGCAGUUCCAGAGCGCUCCUGACCUCAGUUUCCUGGCCUUUUUGCCCCCAAUCAGGCCCAACCCGGUUCAGGCACCCAAACCACGUUUUGUUGCCACCAAGGUGGGCGUUCAGCCCCAUGUUUGGAGGCCAGGGGCAAUGUAAACACCAGUAAGUGAGUCAAUACCACUCUUGGACAUCUUCAUGUAGUAUUCCUUUACUGAUGAUUUAAUUAACUGGUUCAUUGUUUAAGUCAAAAAUGUUAAAUAUACAUUGGUUUAAGUUUCUCAAAUGUGACAUUGAGCGUGCCUUUCUCUUCUUUCAUCAUUGUUAAUGAAAUAUCUUUGGGUUUUGGGUGGGGCUUUGGCUUUAUGAAAUUGUGUUGGGCAGUCCGCUAAUAAACUAAUAAAUGAAUAAAAAAAGUGACAAAUGAAUGAACAUAAGCGACCCUACAUUAAUUAAUUUAAGCUUCAAAUUCAGCUGUAGACACAAAGUAAUGAAGUAACAUAAAGUGAUGAAGUGAUUCAGUAUUAAACUUCAGAACUUAAGAAAUGGAAAGACAUCAUAGACAUCUAUAAUUGCUGUUCAAAAUAAUAUUCAUCACCAUUUACUCACACUUGUAUCUGAGUAACAAUUAUAUAAAGAGUAUACUUCCACAUACUGUAUGCUGUUUGGUCCUGUUUAGUCCACCAUAUGCCUGUCCUGGGGGAGGUUUGUGUCGGGCUUCUGGAGAUCUCUUUCUACUAGUUUAGCAGAAAUACCAUCUGAACAGAGUCUGUACUGAAAUAUUCUUUGAAACUUGAAAUGUCUGAAAGAUGUUGAAAAUGCAUAGUUGCGGUUCGGAUCAUAGGAUUAAUUCACAGAAGAAAUACUGUAUGAUGUCGUAGGUUGACAGGUGUAGGAUCAUAAAGCAAAAAUAGCAGUUUUAUUUUUAUUUUUUAUCUUCAAACAUUUAAUUCUGAUAUUCAGUACUAUACUAACUUAUGUGCACAACAUGUCUUUUUAACCCUUUCUGUUUGUAGAAUUGUCAAGAAUAAACACACGAUGACCUAGUCUCCUUAUGCAGGGGCUUAAAUAAUGCAUGACCAGUUUAAUAUUGUAACAGGUUUUUAAAUGCCUUUUCUCACUUCAGAACUAUAUGUGAAGACACAGUCUGUGAGGUUGUGCCAAAUACCUCUGCUCACUAGCCAGAGAGAAAUGAUAUCUUUUAGCAUGGGUUACAUUCAAGUCCCCGAGCUGUCGAUGAAUGUACACUUGUCACUGAAUAGCUUCCAUUAGUGCCACCAAAGCCUCCUUAGUAUCAGUGUGGUCUUUGCAGAUAUGUGAAUUAUUAACUUUUAUUAAACAAAUAAUACAAAUAAAGGAAUGUGGAUUUUGGUUUUGUUAAAUCGUGAUAUGUAUCUGGAGUGGUGCAAGGGGAAGUUGACUGAGAGCAGCACCAGAACUACAAGUAUUUAAGAAAUGAGAGAAGAGGGACGGAGGCAGUAUUUACAAUAAAUGGGGAUUGUUCAGCAUUUGCGGCCGAUUGGGAUUUAUAGUUUAAUUAAAUUCCCCGGUCCGGAGAAGUAAACGAGGGAUGCAUAGGAAAGUUUGGGACCUGAAGUUUGUUGGUAAAGCUAAAGAAGCUGUUGGAAAGAAGCAUAUAGUUGAGCUGGUGUCUUUCCAUUAAGUAUGGUUGUUGUUAAAAAGUAAGGAAUACAAUUUAAUGGCUAUAUACUGUAUACCUAGGCGUGUUAAUGGAAAAACAAAGGAAUACAUGUGUUGUUUUCAGUCAUGGAUUUCUUGGGGAGAUAGAGUAUGUUUGUUAUUUUUUACAACUUAAAAAAAUAUAAUUUACCUUAAAGUUUUUUUCUUUUUUUCAUAAUAUAAUAGCAACAACAAAUCUAGAGUGUAGAUAUGAUUAUGUUGAUGUGUAAGAUAGGAUUAUAUAUAAAUCAAAAUGUGUUUGAUUCAAUGAAAAGUGUGAACAUGUUUGUUAAUGCUGAGUAGACGUUCAUACUGACCAGGAGGCAAAACAUUUUUAGAAGAAUAAAAAUUUGAUUUGAAAGCUCUAA
Messenger RNA from Pseudoliparis swirei, 5666 nucleotides. It is a transcript of the gene synpo2la, whose product is annotated as synaptopodin 2-like a. Gene Ontology annotation, cellular component: nucleus; Z disc; actin cytoskeleton. Gene Ontology annotation, molecular function: actin binding. Bases 289 to 3777 code for a protein of 1162 amino acids. Gene Ontology annotation, biological process: positive regulation of actin filament bundle assembly. The record is from RefSeq and is a predicted model, not a curated record. The transcript has 4 exons. Lineage: Eukaryota; Metazoa; Chordata; Actinopteri; Perciformes; Liparidae.